Symbiodinium pilosum is the source of this 742-nucleotide messenger RNA. The record is from the annotation of a GenBank genome assembly. NCBI's taxonomy places the organism in Eukaryota, Dinophyceae, Suessiales, Symbiodiniaceae.
GUGCAGAGUAGCCGUCCAUUGGCACCAUGCUGCGGCUGCAACGAUGAUGAGGAGCUGGAGGACACCGAGAGGAGGCCAGUCUGAGCGUUGUCGGCUUUGGCUGCGACGCCUGCCGCUAGCCGUGCUCGCGAUCGGCGGUGGAACGAUGUCAGGGACGCAAUGUGAGGUGGCGCCGCUUCCAACUGGCCGGUGGCGGUUGGACAAGGCGAGGAGUGAGUCCAUGCGGCCCUACUUCGCCGGCCUCGGAUUACCUGGCUUCGUGGCUAGGAUCAUCGACCACGUCCCAGUAGAUCUCCAUAUCAGAGUGGAGGAGAAGAUCCUCACAGUUGUUGACAAGACGCUCUUUGGGGAGAACAGCACGACCAUCGAGCUGGGUGGUCUAGAAGUUGAGAAAGAGACGCGAAACAAGCGCAAGAAAUUCAUGCUCUCCGCAUUUGAAGAGACUUCGGAGGGCCUGCCCGAGCUGACAGUGAAGUGCAGACUUUUCCAGCGCGGGGACGGCUGGCACUCCCUGCAAAGCUUUACCCUCCUCCAAGAGGGGUCUUUGCGUGAGCGCUACAUCCUGCAGCGGCCUGGAGAGAGUGAUAUUGUGGUGACACGAGUCUUCAGGAGCCUGGACGCGCGGCCAGAGCAGAAGGAGUCGGCACUGAGUUCCCCAAGAUCUUCCGGGAACUCCAUUCGCCUCCUAGGUGGAGUUGGCCUGCUGGCAGGGUUCUUAGCCACCGCACUCUGUGUCCAGUGA